Molecule: messenger RNA, 1686 nt
Organism: Hydatigera taeniaeformis
Lineage: Eukaryota; Metazoa; Platyhelminthes; Cestoda; Cyclophyllidea; Taeniidae
Source: the annotation of a GenBank genome assembly
AUGGAGCCCUCGCCAAAACAAAACAAAACAGCCGGGAUUGGAAGAUUUCAUGAAUGGCUUCGAGGUGUCUUCUCACGUCGAGGACUCGUCUUAAUAAUCGUCACUAUAGCGCUGUUUCUUGACAAUAUGCUACUCACAACGGUUGGCAAUAUCAUAUCUCCACUAGUUCCAAUAGUCCCAAACUUUCUGCUCACAACGAAGGCAAGCCACUUGGUAAACACGAUUCUCGACACCACCGCAUACAACUGCACGUCGAAGACGUUACUGAAGAGCACCCUGUCGGAAGCCGUUCUCAGCUUGAUUCCAGUGGCUUGGGCGAGUCGAGCGCAUGUGGCCCUAUCGAUGGACGACUUUCUCGAACCCUCGAGGGCCUCUAGAGAGGAAAGGAUUCAUGUAAAGAAACUCCUCGAUCGUAUCUACACCCUUGCCUCGGACUGCAACCUGAACGUCACCAAACUUGCGAUUCAAAUGCGUCAGUCGCAUAUGGAGAGGGAAAACUUCCGAGUUGGCAUGCUCUUUGCAUCAAAAUCCAUCGUCCAGCUAGUUGUUAAUCCUUUUGUUGGACCCCUCACUAAUAGAAUCGGGUAUUCCAUCCCUAUGUUUACAGGAUUUCUCAUCAUGUUCUGCUCCACAAUCGUAUUCGCAUUUGGCGAAUCGUACAAGGUCCUCCUCAUUGCACGAGCCAUACAGGGUGCGGGCUCUGCGUGUUCCAGUGUCUCAGGCAUGGGAACAAUUGCCACCUUCUAUACGGACUCAAAGGGACGCACAAGAGCAUUUGGGACUGCACUCAGUGGUCUAGCCCUCGGUGUCCUAGUUGGCCCAACUUUCGGCGGUAUCGUCUAUCAGUUUGUUGACAAAAAGGCACCAUUCUUAAUGCUCGCUGUACUCGCACUAAUGGAUGGAGUCCUUCAGAUAGUGAUAUUGAAGCCGUCGAUUCGCCCAGAACAAGAACGUGGUGCUCCGAUUAUAAAAUUGCUGAGAGACCCAUACAUUCUCGUGGCAGCAGGUGCUCUUACUUUCGGCAACAUUGGCAUCGCCAUCCUCGAACCAGCAUUGCCGAUGUGGAUGAAGGAGCAUAUGAAUGCCGAUAACUGGGCUCAAGGGAUUGCUUUUCUCCCGGCCAGCGUCUCCUAUUUGCUAGGAACGAAUAUCUUCGGGAUUGUGGCCCAUCGAAUUGGACACUGGCUAAGCGCGUUUAUAGGAAUGAUUCUUUGCAGCAUUUGCCUUCUCUGUAUUCCCUUCAGCAGACGAUUGGGCCACCUUAUAGUUCCGACUUUCGGACUUGGUCUGUCAAUGGGGAUGGUGGAUGCCUCGAUGAUGCCGCAAAUGGGGAUUCUGGUGGACCUCAGGCAUGUUGCCGUCUACGGAAGUGUCUAUGCCAUUGCAGAUGUUGCCUUCUGCCUCGGCUUUGCUUUUGGCCCCGCUAUCGGUGGAUGUGUGGCUCAGUCUGCUGGAUUCAGUUGGACGAUAUGGGGCAUCGCGAUCGUCUCAGCUCUCUACAGCCCACUCCUGAUUUUCCUUCGCAACCCACCAAGUGGUGGGGAACUUCAGCCCUUGACCGGAGGAAAAGAGCGGGUGCCCGAUAGUGGAAACGAAGGCAAUACCGAAAAUUUUUCCCUGGGGGACGCUCUGGGGUAUGAUCCCACGGAGGGAGGACAGAAAGCCUACGACUACGGCAUAGACUGA